Molecule: messenger RNA, 11227 nt
Organism: Scaptodrosophila lebanonensis
Lineage: Eukaryota; Metazoa; Arthropoda; Insecta; Diptera; Drosophilidae
Product: dystrophin
Exons: 37
Coding region: 1-10647 (3548 amino acids)
Biological process (GO): synaptic signaling
Cellular component (GO): plasma membrane
Molecular function (GO): zinc ion binding; protein binding
Source: RefSeq, a predicted model, not a curated record
AUGCACGAUCCCGAUGAUUAUGACUCAGUUUGCGGCGACAUGGAGCUGGAGCUCGAGCGGAUCGUCGGGGCUAUUACCCCACCAUCGGGUGCCUGGCCACCGCUCAUGGGCUACGAUGAGUUUAUGGUCAGAACUAUGGAUGAACGAGAACAUAUACAGAAGAAAACUUUUACGAAAUGGAUUAACUCACAUCUGAUCAAAACCCAGUGCACGCCAGUGGAUGAUUUAUUUUUGGAUCUGCGGGAUGGACAUCGUUUGUUGGCAUUGCUGAGCACUUUAACGCAAACACAGCUGAAACCCGAAAAAGGUCGCAUGCGUGUGCAUCACAUUAACAAUCUGAAUAAGGUGCUUCAGGUGAUACAACAGCAUGGCGUUAAAUUGGUCAACAUCUCCAGUGAUGAUAUUGUCGGUGGAAAUCCCAAGCUUACGCUGGGUCUCAUCUGGCUUAUAGCACUGGAGUUCAAUGGCCAGCAUCUAGUCAGAAGUCAUUCGAGCAAUGGCGUUGAGAAAUCCUUGCUGGCAUGGGCGCGUCAAUACACAGAACCACACGGCUUGGCCCUCAACGAUUUCUCCAGCUCGUGGGCAGACGGACGUGCCUUCCUUAUGAUACUGGAUGCGCAUCUGGAGGAAUUGGAUUUGGAGAAAGAGCUGUCGCAGCAUGCCCUACAGCGAUUGCAUUUAGCUUUUGAUUUAGCGCAUCGGCAUUACAAGAUCGAAAAGCUACUGGAUCCUGAAGAUGUGCACACACAUAAGCCAGAUAACAAGUCCAUACAAAUGUAUGUGAUGUGCUUGUACCAUGCAAUGGAAUCGAUGCGAGCUCAAGCGGAGAGUGCACCCUGCACAAGCAUCACAGAUUUGGAUGAGGUGCCCUUAGAAUAUACGCCCUGCAACCAGGAGCUGUAUACAUCAGAUAGCGGUGGCAGUUUGAAUGUAAAGCCGAGCUUGCCUCAGGUUGGAGCCGGCGACAGUUCGCUGCGACCGCUGAGCACGGCCACAAAUGCUAGUUUGGAGAUAAGUAGUUAUCAGGAUGCACUGGAGGCUGUGCUUACACUCCUGCUACAGGAUGAGCAGCUGCUAUCUCAGGAUAUGCCGGAGCCUCAGGACUUUCAAAGCGCCAAGGUGCAAUUUCACGAGAAUGAGCAUUUCAUGCUUAAGCUAACAGAACAUCAGGAGUAUGUGGGCGAGGCGCUAGAAGAAGGCAGCAAUUUAAUCAACGAAUCACAGAAAUUGGGUGCGGGCCUCUCGCAGGACGAUCAGAACGAGGUGCGACAGCAAAUGGUGCUGCUCAACGAACGUUGGGAAACUUUGCGAUUGCGUGCUCUGGACGUGCAGGCAAAGAUACUGAUGCGACUGGCUGAGUUUCAAAAACAGAAGCUAGAGAAGCUGCGGCAGUUUCUUACCAAUGUUGAGGAUCGCAUUUCACACAUGACAGACAUAGGACCGACACUGGCUGAGGCAGAGAAACAAUUGGCCGAGGCCAGGCAGCUGAAAGCAGAUCUCAGCGAGCAACAGGAUCUGGUGGAUAGCUUGAGUAACAUGGUCGUCAUUGUGAAUGAUACGUCGGGCAAUUUCAAUGAUCUGGAGGACAAGUUAAGCGCAUUGGGAGAGCGCUGGUCGCAUGUUGUAAAGUGGAGUGACUUGCGCACCGAGAAAUUACAGCAAUAUAAAUGCAUCUCUCGCUGGCUGGACGCUCGCGAACAGGAUCUGAAGCACAUGGAGAGCAGAGAUGUGACCGAUGUUGGUGGCAUUACACAGCGCAUCAACGACCUGAACUAUUGUGCCAAGGAUUUACUGGAGUUGCAGCGUUAUCUUGUCGACUUGCGUCAAAUGGUGGCAGCCACAUUGCAGGAUGGGGACGAUAAGGGUGAACGCGUGCUCAUGCAGCUAGAGAGCUAUGAGGAUCGUCUGGAUGCCCUAAAGCAAAUCGUCGAGGUUCAAACACUGCGCAUUGAAACCAAAGGCUUUAACUUUGGCCGUGACCGAGCGUCCUACGAUGACAGUCGGGUAGUGCGACCCGACGGCUGGUUAGACUAUCAAAUGAUUAUACGUUUCGGCGAGGAGGACGAGGAAGGGGAAGAGGAGCAGGAAGGAAAGGAAGAUGCUCAGCCGCUGGCAAGCAAAAAGCGUAAGCUGCGCAAUGCCGACAACUUCCAUGAGCUGGAAACGCAAAUUAUGGAUCAUUUUUCCUACGUGCAGGAAGUGGAGGAAAAACUGCAGCAGCUGCAACGCCAGAGUCUGCGAAAUCAAUGUGAAAUUAUACGGGACUUACUUACAGAGUCAAGCCAGCGAGCAACUGCAAUGCCCGAGCUGAAGAAGCUCUACGAAGUGUGUGAGCAGGAGGCGCCCACACGCAAUUUAAUCAUGGAAGCCACACACAUAAAGCAGCUGGAUGAGCGAUACGCUCUACUGGCUAAGCGAUUGACCAGCCAACAGAAAGAUAGCAACGAACUCCUGGCCAAGGAGCGUUACUAUAACAGUCUAACUGGUUUCAAGUUGGUGCUGGCCGACUCGAGAGAUUGGUAUAAACAACAUGCAGGCACGGCUAGCGUGCAGGAGCUGGAGCAACGUCUUAGUCAUAUGGAAUCGCUGUCCAGUGAAAUAGCUGAAGCACAACAGACAACGGCAGCUUUGAGCGCAGAUCUGAUGGAAUGGAAACAGGACUUUAACAUCUUCUACGAUAGCUGGCAUGAUAUGAAGCAGGCCCUUUUAGCGUUAAUUCAACAACGGGGUGGAGACAUAAUCAAAGAGCAACUGCAACAGUUGCAGGAGUUUGUGCAGCGCGUUUCAAAGGAAAAGGUGCGUGUAUCCGAUCUCUCCAGCAUGCAGAAGCAGCAGCAGUUACUCAAUCAGCUCGUGGAUGAGCUCGAGGCACUGAAGCCCAUAUACACCCAAGUGCAACAGCGUCGAUCCUCAGCGCUGAGCACCGAACUCGUGGCCAGUUGGCAGCGACUACCCGAACAACUAAGCGAACGCAUUUUAAAACAGACUACCGCCAUUGAAAAUCUGAAUCAUUUUGCUUCCGAAUAUAAUGCAAUUAUUGCUGUACUACGAACCGCCGCAUCAGAGGAUAACAAUGCCGCUACCCUGAAAGCAAACGAUCUCCGCAAACUAGAGAUUGAUGUGAUUAGUGCGAGAAAUUUCAGUGAAAUACUGAUAAAAGAUGCAGAGGUGCCACAACGAGAAGCCCUACAGUCCCAAAUACGUGCACUGAACACACUUUACGAGCAGGUUGUGACCCUACAUCGAGCUCAACAACAGCAACACACGGCACUGGAAGCCCAAGCCCAAGCAAUUGUGGAGAGAUUGCAGCAAACCGAGGAUUGGCUAAACGAACUAGAAACGAAUACGCCCAAGACGAAAAUAUCCGAUAUAAACAGCUCGAAUGAGCUCUUCCAUAGUAAAAGUAAAUUCCAGACCCUUAAAGAGACCUGUGAACGUGAAACUGCCAAUUUCCGCGAACUGAACGAACUUGGAGGUGAACUGUUACUCCAAAUGGAUGAACUGCAACAGCAACAAGCCAAGGAUGGAAAAUAUGCGACGCUGGCGAAGCAGUUUACGCGCCUCAAUGCGCGUUGGACAGCGGUUACAGAGCUCAUCUAUGGCAAGACAGCAUUGUUGGAGCAUAUAUCCACACAGCUGGGCGAGUUUAAGAAGUUUAUGGUCAGCGAGACUGGAUAUUUAGAUCGUUUGGAGAAUAAGAUACGAAAUACGCCAGAGAACGCGGCCGAUGCAGAGGAAAUUAUUGAGGAGCUGGACGACCUAGAGAACGUGUUGCGUGCGCAUUCUGACGAAUGGCUCGACAAAAUUCAAGAGAUUGGCAAUGAGCUAAUUGACAAUGAAUUUAUGGAGAAGGAGAUGCGUGCCGAUAUAGAUAACAUUGUCUCGCGCUGGACACAAUUGCAGCAACAGGCCAAAAAGCGCACCGAACUGCUGGAGCAAGAAGUGAGCGAAGCAGAGCAGUCGGAAAAGUGCAUUGUACAGUUCGAGGCCUGGUUGACGCGUGUGGAUGAGAUACUCAGCGAACAUCUGGAAAAUGAUGUGACUAUUGAGGAUCUACCCGAUGAUUUUCAACGCUUGGCUCAAGAAUUUACCAGCAACGAACAAAACUUUAAAGAAAUACCGGAAUUAAUCGCCGAGCAUACGCGUAAUGGCAAAAUCGAAGCGGCAAACCGCCUGCAGGAACAGCUCAAUCUUAUGGAGUUACGUUUUAAGGCCUGCCAAGCGAAACUUAACAAGUGCACUGCCCCUCAACCCGCAUACGAGUCGCGUUUGAAUCGCGCCCAUGCCGAUUUGCGUAAUGUGGAACGUUCAACCUUGGUGCUGGAUGUAGCAUCCGCGGGUCCCAGCACAGUCAAGGCACAAUAUCAAAAGUGUCUGCAAAUCUACCGAACACUAUCGGAAAUAAAAGCAGAGAUUGAGAGCACCAUUAAGACAGGCCGUAAGGUCUGUGAAGACAAGUAUACCAGAUCACCGAAGCAGCUGAGUCAGCGCAUCGACGCUUUGAAGCAUCUCUAUAAUGCGCUUGGCGAGAAUGUCACCCAAUCGAAGGCAUUCCUGGAGGGUCUGCUAACAUUGGCCGGUCAGUUGGAGGAUUGCUUUGAAGCCGCGGAUACUCUAAUACGUCGGUUCGAGUCGCCGCAAGAGAUGCACGAUCGCAACUCCAUAUUGCUAGAAUUUGAGGAUGUUCUGCAACGCUGUGAGGAGUAUUAUGCGGAAUACAGCAAGUCCUGUGAUGAAGGAUGCAUGGUGGACACACGCCAGCGCAUCGAUGGCCUCAAAGCCACCUACCAUCGAUUAACCAGUGCUGAUAUUAUUAAACGGCUAACGGAGAUGAAAGCGACUCUACAAAAUUUGGAUAACAUUUCGCUGGAUACCUUAAAGACAAUGGAGCAUGACCUGAAGCAGAUUAAUGUGCCAUCAAAUCCGGAAAUUGAAAAAUUGCAGCAACAAGUCAUUGCAAUUGUUGUGGAUACACUAAAAACGCGUUUCAAUGAACAGUCCGUACUCAAUGCACCAAACAAUAACUCUACACAAAAGUCUACAACGCCGGAAGAUGAUACAGAAAUCGUUGUAGUUAGUGACACAGUUCGGCAGCGCCGUGCACGCACGCCACAAUCGGGAGAAACCAGUUCGGCAAACACAAGUGCGACCGUAGAGUCGCCAAAAGCAUCAGUGGAGAGUAAAUCCGAAGAUUCGAAUGCAAACUCCCAGCCACAUGUGCUUCCAGAUUUGCUGCCACCGCAAACUUUUCGCUUGGCCGAGUCUAGUACGCUCUUCUCUCAAAUAUCUCUCCAACCACCAGGCGCACAGUCAAAAAUCUCCGCAAUGCCGCCUCCUAAGCCAGCAAAGAACAAGCGCAAGGCAGAUGCGGCCCAGGUCGUAGAAAUUAAAGUGAAAAACAUACAAAAUGAUAAAAUGUCUGUUCAGAACAUUGCAUUUGAGCCGCAAGUGGGCGAAAUUGUAGACACUGUCAACAUUUUGGAGAGUGUCGAACCAUUUGUACCCGAAUAUGUGGAGACUGUCCAGAUAGUAGAUCUCUCAGAAGACUCACAGUCCGACUCUUCCAUGCGGGUCGAUGCCGAGGGUCGUGAAGUACGACGAACUAAAAGUAAAAAUUCGUUGGCUGAGUCUCCACUGACAAAGUCAAAUGAUGUGGACGAACCGGAUGAGGAGGCUAUGCUGCGUCCAUCCGCGGAAAAUACAAGCACUCCCUUUCUACGUGUGGAAAAGCAACGAAUCUCCUUUGAUGAGAAACGCAAACGCAUAGCAAAUGAACGCGAUAUUUUGCGUGAUUCCGAGGAGGAAAGCUCUCAGCCAGAUGCAGCAGCUACGGAGCAGAGGCCCAAAGCGAAGCGUUGGCGCCAGUUGCAGCCGUCUUUGGACGCCACCACACCUGACACGGAACCGGAAUCGCCGGGUCGAAAUAGUUUCUAUAGUGCCGACAAGGAGGCAGGUUUCGAUAUCGAACCGCUGGUAUUCUCCGACGAUGAGGAAAUACCGCGUUUCUCCUUGGAAAUGACACCAACCUUUGAAUCCGAUAGUGAUGUGAGUCGAAUUGAAACACCAACGAUUAAGAAGCCCAACUCAUUUGCGAACAAAGUAUUAAGCUCGAUGCCCUCACCAACGGACGAUUCUAAUCUGACGCAUUGCAUCGGACUGAGUGAACAGAUAACCCCUUUGGAGAGGUGCGUGAGGGAAUUCGAUAAGCUAGCUAAGCAGAUGAUAUAUAAAUUGGAGAUGACCAAGGCUAAGAUUGAACAAUGCCAUGAGAGCGAAGCCGAGGAUCUGAGACUGUUGAUAGCGCCCGACGCGGCCACUCUCAUAUCACAGGGUGACUCGCUGGUUCUGGAGACUCAUGGCAAGCCGGGCAACCUAUCGCAUUUGGUUAUGAGUGCGCAAGCAAAGUUGCGCGAAGGAUUCCUCAAGGUGCAACAGGCCAGGUCAAAAACUUCGGGUACGCCAACAGCCUUUACACGCGCCACUCUGGACAGCAUUAAUAUCGAGGAGCUGGUCACAAAGGGUCUGCGUCGCAUCAAUGUCCUGAUCGACAAGCCUGUGGAUGUGAAGUCCAGCAGCGAACUUGAAAAACGCAUGGAGGAUAUCAAUGAACGCCGCGACGAUUUGCAGGUAAUUGUCAGCGCCAUUGGCAAAAACGCCCAAAUGCCAAAGGUGACGCCCGUCAUGAUGAAUGAAAUUGAAAAGACUAAAAACAAUUUGAUUGCUCAUGCGGAUUCAAUAGAGCUUUCUUUGACCGAAUUGAAAAAUGGCGCGAAAAUUGGCAAUGGUAGCGGCAGCAAGGACUAUAACAACGAACCGAGCGGCACUGGAGUUCUUGCCGGCAGCUUCGAUAAGUCCGUUCUACAAAUUUCCGACUGGCUGACUUGGGAACAAAACAUGAUCAAGAUACAGAGUGUGCUCGUUGACGAUAUCGAUGGCGUGCGUUUGGCCAUCGAAAAGCAGGAGAAAGUUUUGCGUGAACUGAAAAUGAAAAAACCUCAACUCAAUGAGCUGGUGCAUACCGCGGAAGUCCUCAAAGGCGAUAUCAAGCGGCAGCAGUUGCAGGAAAAAGAGUUAAAACAGUUCACUCUAGCACCGCAUUGUUCAGCUGAUUUAGACUAUAUGCGUUGCUGCUUGAAAGUCACGCGUCUCCGAGAGCAUUGGGAUGAGACCUCACAGUGCGUGCUGCAGCGAGCGGCACAGCUGAAGAACAUGCUGAGCGACUCACAGCGCUUUGAGGCCAAGCGCUUAGAGCUCGAGAAGUGGUUGGCGCGCAUGGAACAGCGAGCCGAGCGAAUGGGAACAGUGGCGACUACGGCAGAUAUCCUUGAGGCGCAGCAAAAGGAGCAGAAAUCCUUCCAUGCCGAGUUGCAUCAAAACAAGCAGCACUUUGAGCUCUUCAAUGAUUUGACACAGAAACUAAUUGCAGUUUAUCCCAACGAUGAUACUUCGAGAAUCAAGAAGAUGACGGAAGCCAUUAAUCAACGCUACUCCAACUUAAAUAAUGGUGUGAUUAAUCGUGGCAAACAGUUGCAUGCUGCCGUGCAUAGUCUGCAAUCGUUCGAUCGUGCUAUGGAUCAGUUCCUCGCUUUUCUAUCUGAGACGGAAACUUUAUGUGAAAACGCUGAAGCAGAUAUAGAUCGCAAUCCAUUAAUGUUCAAGGACCUACAAUCGGAAAUUGAAACCCAUCGUGUUGUUUACGAUCGUCUCGAUGGCACCGGCCGCAAACUUUUGGGUUCGCUCACCUCACAAGAGGAUGCGGUUAUGCUGCAGAGGCGCCUGGAUGAAAUGAAUCAACGUUGGAAUAAUUUAAAAUCGAAAAGUAUUGCAAUCAGGAAUCGUUUGGAAUCAAAUUCGGAACAUUGGAACGCGUUGCUUUUGUCCUUGCGCGAGCUAACCGAAUGGGUCAUACGCAAGGAUACGGAACUGAGCACCUUGGGUCUGGGACCAGUGCGUGGCGAUGCGGCCAGUUUGCAAAAACAGUUGGACGAUCAUAAAGCUUUUCGCCGUCAAUUGGAAGAUAAACGCCCAAUUGUUGAGAGCAAUUUAACGAGCGGUCGUCAGUAUAUAGCCAGCGAGGCGCCCGUUUCGGAUGCCAGCGAUACGGAGGCCGCCCAUGAUUCAGACUCCCGUUACUUGUCGGCUGAGGAGCAAAGCCGGGAGCUGGCACGCAGCAUACGGCGCGAGGUGGCAAAACUUUCGGAGCAAUGGAACAAUCUAAUCGAUAGAUCUGACAAUUGGAAGCAUCGUUUGGACGAAUACAUGACGCCAAAUUCAGUUGUAUCUGAAAUUCUUGUUUCCAACACGCUCAAAAAAAUGCGCCAAUUCCAAAAGAUACUCGAGGACUUGAGCUCACGUGUCGCCCUGGCGGAGCAGACGAAAAAUGCGUGGCAAACGCCCGCGUCUGUUAACGAGGCCAACGAGCAGAUGCAGCAAUUGCAGAGGCUCCGGGAUAAGAUGACGACGGCCAGCGCCUUGCUGGACGACUGCAAUGAACAACAGGCCUUCUUCACAGCCAAUCAGGUGCUGGUGCCAACGCCCUGUUUGUCCAAGCUGGAGGACCUCAAUACACGAAUGAAACUCCUGGAAAUUGCGAUGGAUGAACGACAGAAGGUGUUGUGCGCAGCCGGCGCUAAUCACACGCACGAGAAUGGCGAUGAUGGACGGAAUACAUCGAACAGCGGCACAAUUGGACCUUUGCCGAAUUUAGGGCAGAGUGUAAAGCCGCCCUGGGAGCGUGCCACAACGGCCGCUAAUGUGCCUUACUACAUUGACCACGAGCGCGAGACCACACACUGGGACCACCCCGAGAUGAUUGAGCUGAUGAAGGGCCUGGCCGAUUUGAAUGAAAUACGCUUCUCGGCCUAUCGCACGGCCAUGAAGCUGCGGUCCGUGCAGAAGCGUUUGGCACUCGAUCGCAUUACCAUGGCCACGGCAUGCGAGUCCUUCGAUCGCCAUGGGCUGCGUGCGCAGAACGAUAAACUGAUCGAUAUACCCGAUAUGACUACGGUGCUACAUUCGCUCUACGUGACAAUCGAUAAAAUUGAUUUGACGCUAAUGCUCGACCUGGCCAUCAACUGGAUACUGAAUGUUUACGAUUCGCAGCGCACGGGCCAGAUACGCGUGCUCAGCUUCAAGGUGGGACUCGUCCUCCUGUGCAGGGGUCAUCUGGAGGAGAAGUAUCGCUACUUAUUCCGCUUGGUUGCGGACACUGAACGGCGAGCGGAUCAACGUCGUCUGGGACUUUUGUUGCAUGACUGCAUACAGGUGCCGCGUCAAUUGGGCGAGGUGGCGGCCUUUGGGGGCUCCAACAUAGAGCCAUCGGUGCGUUCGUGUCUCGAACAGGCUGGCAUUUCGCAGGAAGCCAUUGAUGCCAAUCAGGAUAUUUCAAUAGAGCUGCAACAUUUUCUGGGCUGGCUGCAGCACGAGCCCCAGAGUCUUGUCUGGCUGCCGGUGCUGCAUCGGCUCGCUGCCGCAGAGGCGGCCAAGCAUCAGGCCAAGUGCAACAUUUGCAAAGAGUAUCCCAUUGUCGGCUUUCGCUAUCGCUGCCUCAAGUGCUUCAACUUCGACAUGUGCCAAAAGUGUUUCUUCUUUGGACGCAAUGCCAAAAACCACAAGCUAACGCAUCCCAUGCACGAAUACUGUACAACGACCACAUCCACCGAAGAUGUGCGCGACUUUACGCGCGCGCUUAAAAAUAAGUUCAAGAGUCGCAAAUACUUUAAGAAACACCCACGCGUCGGCUACUUGCCCGUACAGAGCGUACUGGAGGGCGAUGCUCUGGAAAGCCCCGCACCCAGUCCCCAACACACCACACAUCAGUUGCAGCACGACAUGCAUUCGCGACUGGAAAUGUACGCCUCUCGCUUGGCCCAGGUCGAGUAUGGCGGCACGGGCUCCAAUUCCACGCCCGACAGCGACGAUGAACAUCAGCUGAUCGCCCAAUAUUGUCAGGCCCUGCCCACCAAUAAUGGCAGUGCGCCCAAGUCGCCCGUCCAAGUGAUGGCCGCCAUGGAUGCGGAACAGCGCGAAGAACUGGAGGCCAUCAUACGGGACCUGGAGGAGGAGAACGCCAGCCUACAGGCAGAGUAUCAGCAGCUGUGCAGCAAACAGCAGAGUGGCACGCCCGAAGAUGCCGCCAAUGGCAUGCAGCAUUCCAAUUCAAAUAUGGCGGGACUGGCGACACAAGGCGAACAUGGACAGGACAUGAUGGCUGAAGCCAAAUUGUUGCGUCAGCACAAAGGUCGUCUGGAGGCGCGUAUGCAGAUACUCGAGGAUCACAAUCGCCAGCUGGAGGCACAACUCCAGCGACUGCGUCAGCUCUUGGAUGAGCCCAACGGCGGCGGAGCGGGCAGCGGCUUGCCAAGCGCCCCCGGCUCAGCCCUCAACUCGAAGCCGAAUACGUUGCAAACACGAUCGGUGACUGCCUCGCAACUCAACACGGACUCUCCGGCCAAAAUGAACCAACAGAAUGGGCACUACGAGCACAAUUCAAGAGCUGCAAGUAAUUUGGUGACUGUCAUAACCGAGCAGGAGAUCGAGCCCAGCAUUGAAGAUAUAGACGAAUCGAGCAGCACGACAACAACAACAGCAACGACAACGACGACGACAACCGCCACAACUGAGAAAACCUGCUUGGAACGCAACUAAACAAAUAAAUCCACGCUACUUAAAUGGAAAUUAAAACAAAACCAACUAAACUACAAUGCAAGGCAAUACUUAAAGGAAGGGAAGGGCGUGCAUGCGAAUUCCAAACAGUUUACAUAUACAUAUAUACCUAUACAACAACAACAACAAAAACAAAUAGUUCAUAUUACAAUAUAUUUAUACGAUAUGCAUAGCCUAAACAGCAGGAAGGAAGGAUGUGCAACAUUUUUGUAAUUAGGCAGCGGGUUAGAGCAGAAAUAAUCCACAUGUGUAACACUAAUAAGUAAAGCUGGAAGGAAUGCAGAAAAUUCAUGCGUAGUCUUAAAUACGAAUACAAAUAAACUAUAACAUUAAUAUUAAUAAUAAUAAUAUAUCUAUCAUAACUACAAGUACAUGCAAGAUUGUUAAAACGAGCACUUUCUAUCGAUAUGUCUAGAAAAAAACAAGAAAACUUAAGUUUCAUUUUUAAAAGAAGAAGGGAAGAUAAGGAGAUGAACUCUUUUCCACCUUUGGCAUAAAUUAGUUUUUACGAGCAGGCUGGCAGGCAACUAACGGAAUUUUUACUGUGUUUUUCAUAUCAAAA